This is a messenger RNA of Opisthorchis viverrini, 756 nucleotides long. RefSeq lists its product as hypothetical. The transcript has a single exon. Lineage: Eukaryota; Metazoa; Platyhelminthes; Trematoda; Opisthorchiida; Opisthorchiidae. The record is from RefSeq and is a predicted model, not a curated record. The coding region runs from base 1 to 756 and encodes 251 amino acids.
AUGGUCGACGAAGAGGUCCAAGCGUUGGUAAUUGACAAUGGUUCCGGUAUGUGUAAGGCUGGAUUUGCCGGUGAUGACUCACCGAGAGCCGUAUUUCCAUCCAUCGUCGGACGACCAAAGCACAAAGGUGUGAUGGUCGGUAUGGGUCAGAAAGACUGUUACUUUGGGGAUGAAGCUCAGUCGAAACGAGGUAUACUCGCUCUGAAAUAUCCCAUUGAACAUGGAAUCGUAACCAACUGGGAUGAUAUGGAGAAGAUAUGGCAUCAUACUUUCUACAAUCAGCUGCGUGUGCCCCCCGAGGAACAUCCAAUUCUCCUAACUGAAGCACCGCUCAAUCUAAAAGCAAACCGUGAGAUGACACAGAUUGUGUUUGAAACUUUCAAUGCACCAGCGAUGUACGUAGCCAUCCAGGCAGUCUUGUCCUUGUAUGGGUCUGGUCGAACAACUGGAAUUGUUCUAGAUUCCGGAGACGGCGUUUCCCAUACAGUCCCCAUUUAUGAAGGCUAUGCCCUGCCCCACGCUAUUAUUCGGCUUGAUUUGGCUGGACGUGAUCUCACUGACUACCUUAUGAAAAUACUUACGGAACGUGGUUACAGUUUUACAACAACGGCUGAACGAGAAAUCGUUCGUGAUAUCAAGGAGAAGUUGACUUAUGUGGCAUUAAACUUUGAUCAAGAAAUGAGCACUGCAGCAUCGAGUACAGUGCUGGAGAGAACCUACGAACUUCCCGACGGACAACUCGAUCAUGAAGUGUGA